Oncorhynchus mykiss (rainbow trout) is the source of this 2863-nucleotide messenger RNA. The record is from RefSeq and is a predicted model, not a curated record. Lineage: Eukaryota; Metazoa; Chordata; Actinopteri; Salmoniformes; Salmonidae.
GAUGGUCACGUGCCCCCCCCCCCAUGGCAGAAUGAUGUGAAGGUAUGUCAUCCUGAGCCCUGAGGUGAAUGGAAGGUAAGUCCAGUAGACGGUAAACAAUGUUUUAAUUAUUUUAUAUAAAGACUGAAUCUUCCUAGAAUGUUAUUACGUAUUCACACAUGAUUUGAUAUCUGUAAUGGCUAUUCUGUGAAGGUUGUAACAAUAACACGAUCACCCACAUCUAACAUGGCUACUCUGUGACGGUUGUAACAAUAACACUCACCCACAUCUAACAUGGUUACUCUGUGAAGGCAGUGACUGAUUUUAGUAUGGCAUCUGCUGAUCUGCUCCAUCCUUUGUAUAUACAAUAUUUUUGUAAAUACUUUUCUGAAAAGCUGUGUGUUUCUGCAGUUAUACAGGCAGCCUUUUUGUCUUUCUUACAUGACUGACAUGACUUGCUUCUCUUUUUAGAUGCUGUGUCUGACAUCACGUCUGCCUCCAUGAAGCUCCUGGCCAGCUCUGAGAUCGCUGCUGCCUCGGUAGCUGAGAGGAGGCUCAUGCACGCCGUCCAACACCUAGAAGACCGGACUGAAGAAUCCUCACUCGCUCCCGCCGAGGACAUUCUAGAUUCCCUGGAGGUUCCUGAAGCUAAGGUAGAGGAGGAAGUAUUAUCUGUGGAGGCGGAAGUGGCAGAAGCACCAGCUGCAGAAGUCUUGGAAACUGAAGAGCCCAAACCAGAAGAGGAGGCUGUUGUUGCUGCCCCUAAUGUCACAGAGGAAGUGGUUGCUGAGGAGACCCCUGAGCCAGAGGAAGUGGUUGCGGAGGAGACCCCUGAGCCAGAGGAAGUAGUUCCGGUUGCCGUAGAGGAAGCACCUGAGGCUGAGGCUUCUGCCGCUGUGGAAGUACCUGAGGCUGAGGCUUCUGCCGCUGUGGAAGUACCUGAGGCUGAGGCUUCUGCCGCUGUGGAAGUACCUGAGGCUGAGGCUUCUGCCGCUGUGGAAGUACCUGAGGCUGAGGCUUUUGCCGCUGUGGAAGCACAUGAGGCUGAGGCUUCUGCCGAGGAGGGACCAAUAGUAGAGGAAUUUUCCCCAGAAGAGGCUGCCCCAGUCGAAGAGGCUGCCCCAGUCGAAGAGGCUGCCCCAGUCGAAGAGGCUGCCCCAGUCGAAGAGGCUGCCCCAGUCGAAGAGGCUGCGCCUGUUGAGGCAGAGUUACCUGCAGCCGAAGAGGUAGUAGUAGAGGAAGCCCCAGUGGAGGAAGCCCCAGUAGAGGAAGCCCCAGUAGAGGAAGCCCCAGUAGAGGAAGCCCCAGUAGAGGAAGCCCCAGUGGAGGAAGCCCCAGUAGUAGAGGAAGCCCCAGUAGUAGAGGAAGCCCCAGUAGUAGAGGAAGCCCCAGUAGUAGAGGAAGCCCCAGUAGUAGAGGAAGCCCCAGUAGUAGAGGAAGCCCCAGUAGAGGAAGCCCCAGUAGAGGAAGCCCCAGUAGUAGAGGAAGCCCCAGUAGAGGAAGCCCCAGUAGUAGAGGAAGCCCCAGUAGUAGAGGAAGCCCCAGUGGAGGAAGCCCCAGUGGAGGAAGCCCCAGAAAUGGAGGAACCAGCAGCGGCAAAGGAGGCUGUGGAGACAGCCCAAGUGUCUGAGGAUGAGGCGCUCGUCGUGGAGGCGGCGAUGCUGGCAGCAGCCUCAGCCCUGGAUGUUGAGGCAGUGGAGGCAGAGGCAGCCCCGGCUGAGGAAGUCAAGGAGGCCCUCUUCACUUCAUGCCACCAAUGUGAAGCCCCAGCUUCUGAGGCUGAUGUGGCAGUCACCCCCAUGGAGGUUGUAGAGGCUGCAUCUGUGGGGGAAGUAGAGGCUCCCCCUGCUGGUGUGGAGGAGGCAGUCGUCGAGGGUGAGGCAGUGGAGGUGACCGCAGAGGAGCGCGCCACCGAUUGGCCUGCUGAGGUGACCGCAGAGGAGCGCACCACCGAUUGGCCUGCUGAGGUGACCGCAGAGGCAGUGGAGGAAGCCAAGGUGGAAGGAGAGACUGCCAGGCCAGUAAAGAGGUCCUGCUCAGUGAUGUGAUAGUACAGAAGGUGCACAGAGUAUGAGCCUGAUGUUGCUGACAGCCCAGUCCUGACUGGAGACCAGCGAGAUGUGCCUUCUGGAACAGUCAACACCCACAGCUGUCAAUCAAACAGGACGAUCAACAUAAAACACACACAGAAUUAGAACUGGUUUGAAUUGAAUUCUAUAAUUCUAUUUAACUCAUUAUAUAUUUAAAUGUUGUCUAAUGACAACCGUUGUCAACCCGGUAACUACAUUCCCGGUUCUCACUCAGUUUCCUGGUCUUAUAUUAUCCCCAUGGUGAGGUGACACUUCUGUAAGGGUUUGAAGUCUGACUUUAUUCCUAGGUUCAGACCCAAAUGACACCUUAUACCCUAUAUAGUGCACUACUUUUGACCAGGGCCUGGGGGAAUAGGGUGCAAUUUUGGAUGGAUAUCAACUAUUUCUCAGUACCACCCUGUUCCCCAAGGUGUCACUGUUACCAAGCUGACGAAGACCACUUGAAUGUAUUUGAAGUUACGUGAUAAAUUAUUGUGUACUUGACAUUGCCUAAUGAAUUCUGACUUCUUUUUUUUGAUUCAAUGAAAUAAGAUCUGAAUUGUUGUAUUAAACAGUAGGCUAUUAGACAACAUCUAGAUGAUUGUGUUCUUCAAAGACUGUUGAGUUAGUUCUGCAUGGAGUUUUUUUUAUUCAAUCAGGGAAUAUCUAGAUUAAGUUGAGUUCUCAAGCCAGUAGACUGUUGGUAGACAGUGUUGUACCCAUGUGAUGUAAAAAUAAAAUGUUUUUUUUCAGUCCAAUAAUAAUUUAUGUAAUAGCUUUGCAGGUGGGGUUGGUUGGUGGGGUGGUUGUGGGGU